AUGACAAACGAGCUGGCACCGAAGGUUCGCGAGAUGUCUGUCCAGGGGUCAGUUAAUGCCUACGUCACGAAGGUCAGACUAUUUUCAGGUGGUGGAGUUACGUCUCCUGUAAGCACGGCCAACUGUCCCACAGAAACUUGGGCCUGGUGCUCAAAGCUGGCCCCGCCACCUCAACGACAGAGUCUGUCUGUCCUUGGGACUCAGACGGCUCGUGACGGCAUGGUAGAUGCCACCUUUAGGUUGACUUUAGGAAACUCUUGA
Messenger RNA from Protopolystoma xenopodis, 261 nucleotides. Lineage: Eukaryota; Metazoa; Platyhelminthes; Monogenea; Polystomatidea; Polystomatidae. The record is from the annotation of a GenBank genome assembly.